Messenger RNA from Prosopis cineraria, 2095 nucleotides. RefSeq lists its product as uncharacterized. Gene Ontology annotation, cellular component: nucleus. The record is from RefSeq and is a predicted model, not a curated record. Gene Ontology annotation, molecular function: RNA binding. The transcript is spliced from 5 exons. The coding region runs from base 1340 to 1834 and encodes 164 amino acids. Lineage: Eukaryota; Viridiplantae; Streptophyta; Magnoliopsida; Fabales; Fabaceae.
GAUUGAUCAUCGCGACAUGCAUGCCCAAGGCCGAGAGCAGCGAACUUGCAUUUUUGGGAGACAUGACCUGGCAACGUGUGCGAGUAACCUUGAGAUUUCUGUCACAACGAAUAAUCAUUGGAAAGAGGCGGGCUUGUUGAUUUGUUGGUGGAACAUGUCGAGGGGAAUGAAACAAAUUUGGAAUUCGCACGUGUGGAGAAGGAACCCCACAUGUCAAAGGAAAGCGAAACAGACACGAGUUAGUGUGAUUUUGUGUGGACCCGCCACAUCAUUCUGCAGAGUGCCGACCUACAUAUUAGUUAGAAGCAGAUGCUGCAAAUCAAUGGGGAUUCAUAUAUAUAUGACUGGACCACAACACCAACAUUUGAGUCCGAAGCAUCAAGCUUGCAAAUUAUCCGUACACACGCAUGCAUAAUUAUUCUCCAACCAGCAGCGUACGUGUAUCAUUUCCUUUCUUUGAUUCUUCCCCUCCCAACCAUUACGGUCAACAUAAAACCACACUCCCCCUUUUCCAUCAUCUUUAUUUGAUCGACCAAAUUAGUGAUUCUAGUUUGUGACAUAAUCUCUAUUAUAUAUCCGUAUGUCGCGUGCAUCUUUCUUGCACACUACUCUGUGACAUGAUUGUAAACGCUAUUAUCUUCGAUUUUUAAUUUCAGAAAAUCUUUACCUUCGAUUUAACCAUCGCUUUUCAAUAUCUAAUCCAUCCUUUUUACCGAUCCGGUUCACGUUAAAAGUAUGGCUUCUUAUAUUAGAAAACUAAUAGUAGAUCUGCAAAUAACACCGAGUCUGUGUUGUUAAAAGAGCCUCCGCCAUGUUCCCUUAGAGAGGAGGAAGAUGAAUUAGGAACGGCCUCUGAGUGAUCUCGUUACUGGAUUUUUCUUUUUAUUUUUUUUUGAAAAAGGUGGCACUUUUUGGUUUCGUUGUCAACAAGAAAACUACAAAUCGAGGUCGAUGCGAUCGUCAGACCCAAAAUUUGGGGCGGGCUUUUUUAUUUGAAGGUUUGGGCCAAGAGCCCAUUGAAAGAGGGUCACAUUCGUCAAUCCACUCAAAAACAUAACAACCACGCAGUGUUUUUCUCCCCUUCUAACGGGCUUGUUCUUUCACUAGGUUCAAUCCCAACUGCCAAUACACUUUACCGCGUCCACGUGCGAUUAGGCACCACCACGUGUCCUCCUCUUAAUGGUUUUGCGAUUCUAAGAGUCACGUUCUACGUGAACUCGGCUCUAACUGAUUUCCCCUACUUCACCGAUCGAACCUCUUGUUCAUUUAAUCAUUUUCCCGCUCCAAAGCAUUCCGUACAAUAAAGCGCAACAGAAUAAGACAGAGUUAGACGAUAACAAUGACGACCGUGGCUGCAAAUGGAAACACUGAAGCCCCCAAGAAAAAUGUGACGUCCGUCGUCGUCAAUGGAAACGCUGAAGCCCUCGAGAAGAAAAGCACCACGACCCUCGCUGAAAAUGGAGACACCGAAAACUCGAAAAAGAACAGAAUCCAGGUUUCCAACACCAAGAAGCCGCUUUUCUUUUACGUCAAUCUCGCCAAGAGGUACAUACAGCAGCACAAUGAGGUUGAGCUUUCUGCAUUGGGGAUGGCGAUCGCGACGGUUGUCACAAUUGCAGAGAUUUUGAAGAACAAUGGACUCGCUACUGAGAAGAAAGUUUCGACAUCUACCGUUGGCAUUAAGGACGAGAAUAAAGGUCGUCUGAUGCACAAGGCUAAAAUUGAGAUUGUGCUGGGAAAAUCUGAGAAGUUUGACAAUUUGAUGGCUCCUGCAACUACUCCUGCCACUAAAACUGCAUCAGAAGCAGCUGUUGCUGAUGCCAAGAAGGGAUGAAUAGCGUAGAACCCUGUCAAUAAUGUGCACCUGUUGUAGUUAAUAUUCAAAUUCUUCUGCGUUCUUUGCGAUUAUAGAGAUAACUAGGGAGUACAUGUAUAAUUGUUUCAUUGGAUGCCCAUGAGGUAAAGGGUGACAUUAUAAUGAUAAGGCGCUACUGAGUGGUCUCAGUAGAGCUCAUCUUUCCACUGUUAUAGUUCGUAAUAUUUCUCCGCCACACAUACUGAUAAUGAUCAAUGGUUUUAAGCCUGCGAAGAUAAA